GAGGACAGCGACGGAGACAUUAUGUGAGAAUAUGCGUGGCUUUGCCCUCCUGAGGAGAGCUGGGCUCAGAUCUUGAGAUGACACUGUUUCAGAACAUGGUCUUCAUCAUAUAGAGGCCCAGGGGUUCACCUUUGAUGGACCAGAUGAACCUGUGGAGUAGUGGCAGAAUUGCCUGGGAAGUGUGGUUCCCCACGUUUGGGGCAAGACAUUUGAAGAGAUCUGCAGAUAUGCCAUGAAGACAUGGUGGAAAUAAACCAAGACCAGUACCAUCACCACAUGGUAUGAGAGUUAAGACAUCAUCAAUCCAGGUUCCCUGCCCAGAGACAAAGUCAUCUCUACCAUCUGCAUGGCCAGCACUCCCACCUAUCAAAAAAAGCUCCUUCAUAAAUUUCAAUUUGCAAGGGCAAAAAUCAACCAUAAUAAACCCAAAGACGGGUCUGCAGUUGACAGGGAACUGAGGCCAGUCAGGAGCAGCACCGUGCUGACAGAAAAAUAGUAUGUACAGUAUGCUCAUAUUCUGAGAAAAGCAGGGACUGUUGAGGUGGAUGAAGUGUCUUUUUUUCGUAAAAGCUUAUAGCAUAUGUUAUGUGGUCAAAAACCAGAAUAACUGAUUAAGAACAAGGCUUUGUUUUUGUGCCAAGAGUGGAAACAUGGGGAAACAGUUAGCCCUGCUCUGUCAAAAGCCAACAAAUUUUGCCUACCAGCACCUCCAAAGCUCACAGUUAACAAGUUAUGUAAAAAUAAACAGUCGACUGUGGAUUAUGUCUCAGCUAGUCUAAGAUAACCUGCUGCUGGCUUUGAUUGAUAUUUGGUUUUGUCUGUACUCAAACAGACACAAAAGGUAAGUCUUUACUCUGUGUUUGAUUUGCAAAGUAACCUAAUAAAUUUGCACCAAGGCUUGUUCUAUAUAUAUUUAAGGUCCUGAACUGCUACCAAAGAGAACCCAUCCAUUUAAGCAUUCAGUGUUCAACAAGUUUGUGAAUUGAUUAAUAUUUCAAAUUAGCACUCACUGGAGAGUAGAUGAACUUCUUGGCAGUUUAUCAGGAGAGAAGAAAUGUGUGUCAGGCAGGAUUAAAACACAAAAACAGGACUUAAAUCCCGAUAAAAUUCUGGUGAUUUAUGUUAAAAUCAGUACAGCCCAUGUAAAAUCCAAGAUGGCGCGUAAUUUCUUCCUCGCUCAUACUCACUGACUGCAGCGCUGCUGAGAAGCAUUGCGCACAGUGCUGCCACUCGUGGCUGGAAGCUAUAUUACCAUGAUGCGUAUAUAGGAUCAUAUUAAACUAUAGCAAUAUUUGAUAAAAAUCCCACUGGCUCUUUUUGGGGUUAAGUUUAAGUUUUUGUCUCUCUCUGUCUUCUAUGUCACUGUUUAAAGGAAAAAAAUGAUCUUUAACGCUCAGCUAAUGCAAUAUAGCUUCUGACCACCGGUGGCAGCACUCGACACAAGUAGAUGUACAGUAGAUGCAGGACACGCCUACUCCAUGACACACCGUCCCAGACCGCAGGCAGACUGAAGACAGACCCUUCAACCGGUGAGACGGGAAGACGCAGUCCGCUGUUUUGGAGUUUAUGUCAUAGACAACGCUAGUUUAAAACACUUCCUACAGUCCGUCGGAAUAGAUUGUCUUUCUGCUGCUUCACGUUGUAUUUUUUCCUCCCCUGGCAGGAUGUCUGCGACCAUGGCCAAGGCUGACGGGGUCACUGUGUUCACUUUGACCUCUGACCCCCAAAGUCCUUGUCCUCCACUGUGUCAAAUCCUCAAAGGCCUUUGCUACAGCCCUGUGUGCUGCUCUGUGUCUGAACACCUGAGGAGGGUCCAGAAAACUUCUCAGUCAGUCCUGGGGGCUCUGCACAUCAUGGUUGGGAUGCUCAACAUCGGCCUUGGAGCGACCCUCUUGUGCAGUGGUGGUGCUUCUUCAUGGCAAAUGGAUAGUACCGGGUUUCCUUAUUGGUUUGGAGGAAUUUUUAUCUUUUUUGGCAUCAUGAGCAUCUUGUCUGAGAAGUGCCCCAGUCCAUGUCUGGUCUUCCUCAAUGUGUUCCUGAAUCUGGCAGGAGUUUGUUUUGCCAUUGCAGCCAUCGUACUGUACAUCAUCAAUAUAGUAAGCAUGUCGUUGUGGUGGAUGUGUCAUGAUGAUUAUUGGGAAAGCGAAAGGCCAACUGCAUCUCCUCAUCAGGACAUCGUAAUGGAGAAAUGCUUGCAGGGCGAAGCACUGGUUAUGAUGCUUGCACAAAGCAUCAAUGCUGUGCUGAUCGUCCUGUCGGUCCUGGAGCUCUGCAUCACCAUCAGCUGUGUCGUGUUGGGGAUCAAAGCUCUGAAGAGCAGCGAGAAGAGAGAAGACAAGAGCGCUGAUGACCCAGAACUCUACAAAAGACUGCUGGAGGAAGUCACCACUGACCCUACAGUCUAAAUGAAAGUCUCUGCUUUACUAUCAUAUGUUACUAGAACUCUGUGCAUUUACACCAUUGACUGUAUGAACUGUAACGUCAAUGAUUUAUACAGGUUAAUGUGGUACAAUCUUUUCCUAGAAGUGUUGCUUAAAAAACAUUGCACUUAAUAUUUUAUAGUGGUAAUAUUCUGCACUUUAUUAUCUAUGCUGCUGUCCGUUUCAUUCUCUGUUGAUGUUUUUUUUAUUGUUUCUGUUUAUUAUAAUUUUCUAUCCAGUAAUGUGCCUUACAGUCACUGUGUUUGUGGUUAAAAGGACAGUUGGUGCAUGUGUGUGACAUUGAUGGACUGAUGGGUUUACUUCCUUUUUUGCUAUUUUACAAUAUUAAGCCAGUGUGAGGUGAAGACGAUGACUAUGGUAUGGUCAUUUGUAUCAUUAUAUUCCUCUUUUUCUAGAUGCUGUUUCUGGCUAAAAUGAAAGUUAAAUAAAAUGAUUAAAGCGA
This is a messenger RNA of Chelmon rostratus (copperband butterflyfish), 2883 nucleotides long. Its product is annotated as transmembrane protein 176B-like. Lineage: Eukaryota; Metazoa; Chordata; Actinopteri; Chaetodontiformes; Chaetodontidae. Gene Ontology annotation, cellular component: membrane. The record is from RefSeq and is a predicted model, not a curated record. The transcript has 11 exons. Bases 1665 to 2405 code for a protein of 246 amino acids.